CGAUGAAGAUAGCGCUGCUGCAGCUUCUGAGCUCAAGGAGGACGCGAGGAAUCUACAAGCCGACAAGAUGAGAUCCAAGGCGAGAGCGAGAAAACUGGCCAAAAAUGACAGUGAAGCUCUAGACUGCAUAUAUGACACAGAACCUAAUCUCAUGACUGGCGAGAGUGCGGAAGAGGAAACAGAAGACAGCAUCAUGUCCCCCAUUGCAGUGGGGCCCAUGUCCCCUCAGCCCUGCAAUGAGGAAUUUACUCCUAAAGAAGGCUCACCCUACGAGGUGCCAGUCUACAUUCCCGAUGAUAUUCCUAUCCCUUCUGACCUGGAACUCAGAGAAUCAUCUGUUCCAGGGGCUGGCCUUGGAAUCUGGGCCAAAGCCAAAAUUCAGAUGGGAGAACACUUUGGACCAUACAACGGACUGCAGAGCGCCACGGUUAAAGACACUUAUGGAUGGGAGCAAAUGCUGAAUGAUCACAAAGAAUCUUCUCAUGACAGCUGUAUUAAAAAGGUAAUGGAUAACAUAGCCAAUGUGAAGUUCUGUUUGGAUGGAGCUCUGGAGUUCAGCGGUAGCUGGCUUAAAUAUGUACGCACAGCCCUUUCCAACCAAAAGCACAACCUGGCUGUGUGUCACAUAAAUGAAGAUCAGAUCUAUUAUAAAGCUAAUAGAGAAAUUGAAAUAGGGGAGGAGUUACUGGUUUACAUGAACGAGGAAGCUUUUCCAGAGGGCACGAUGGCACCGAAUUUGGAAGAUGAACAGAUGUACCGCUGUGAGCACUGUGACGAGCUUUUCACUUCAAAGCUGGAGUUACGGCAACAUCAGAAAUAUUCCUGCAAUAGCUGCAACUCCAUUUUUGAUUCGCUAAGUGAAGACUUCAAACAGGAGCACGAGGACAGCGAUGAGCCAGUGCAUGAAUGCAAAGACUGUGAAAAGAUCUUUCCGAGCGAGUACAGUCUUGGACAGCAUAUGAUUGUACACACAGAGGAGAGAGAGUAUAAGUGUGACCAGUGUCCCAAGGCCUUCAACUGGAAAUCCAACCUCAUUCGCCAUCAGAUGUCACAUGACAGUGGCAAGCGCUUUGAGUGUGAAAACUGUGAUAAGGUGUUCACAGACCCUAGCAACCUCCAGCGCCACAUCCGUUCUCAGCAUGUCGGUGCCCGAGCCCAUACCUGCCCUGAAUGUGGCAAGACCUUUGCCACGUCCUCGGGACUCAAGCAGCACAAGCACAUACACAGCAGUGUCAAGCCUUUCAUCUGUGAGGUGUGUCACAAAUCAUAUACCCAGUUCUCUAACCUGUGCCGUCACAAGCGGAUGCAUGCAGACUGCCGCACACAGAUCAAGUGUAAAGACUGUGGGCAAAUGUUCAGUACUACCUCCUCCCUCAACAAACAUCGCCGUUUUUGCGAGGGGAAGAACCAUUAUAAUCCCGGAGGCAUAUUCACACCGGGCAUACCAAUUACCUCCAGUCAUAUCCUAGGCAAGUCCAAGUCUCAUCCUGGCCUGAACCAUACUGGACUUGGAUUUGGUGAUUACUUCCCAUCCAGGCCCCAUCAUGCAGGGCUGCCCUUUUCCCCAGCACCCCCUGCAUUCCCAGCUAUUUCUCAUGGCUUUCCAGGGAUAUUUCCUUCCUCACUGUAUACUAGACCACCAUUGUUACCUCCAAGUCCACUUCUAAAGAGUCCACAUAGUAAUUGUCAAGAAGGAAAGCUACCUUCACUUGAUGCCCCUACGUUUUCUUUUGCGUCAUCAAUGAACAAUAGCAAUGGCAAUGUAGGAAGUGGUCUCACCAGCCAGUCAGAAGAGAAUCGAGAGUACAAACUGGACAACAAAAAUAAAAUCAAGAUUAAUGACAUGUCUGAUGGCAGUGACCUGGAUGAUGUUAACACCUCUAGCGGCACAGAUCUAGACACAACCACAGUGUCUGGCUCAGAUCUUGAUAGUGAGGCUGAAAGCGAACAGCACAAGAGCAAAAGGAAAGCAGUGCAGGAGAGCAAGCAGAAUGAGGUGCGCAGCAGUUCAGUGUCAGUCUCCAGCUCAGGAAACCUUCCUUGUGAGCACCCUUUCCCCUCCACCCAGCAUUCCUUUUUCCAGCCACCACUAGAGCAAGCACUUCCACCUUCUGGUGCCACCACGGACUCCAUUAAAGCCAUCGCCUCUAUUGCAGAAAAGUAUUUUGGCCCAGGCUUCAUUGGCUUGCAGGAGAAGAAGUUGGGCUCCUUAAACUACCAUUCCAUGUUCCCAUUCCAGUUUCUUCCUAACUUCCCACAUUCCUUGUACCCAUUUACAGACAGAGCUCUCAAUCCUGGCGUGUUAUUCAAACCUGAUCCUAAAUCCCCUCGUGAACACACACAGAAAAUCCCUACAGCCACUGGUGGUGAUUCACCAUUUGAUCUAACCACCAAACCCAAGGAGGUCAAACCUCUUCUUCCUUCCACUGUUAAAGCAGCCUUGCCAUGCAAAGCACUUCUGACCUCCAAUGAGGAACAACCUCUCGACCUCAGUAUAGGCACUCGAAGUCGAGCCAGUCAGAAUGAUGGCACACCUGAACAUCGCAAGAAUCAAGUCUAUGGCACAAACUGCAAAGCAGCAUCUACAAAUGAACACGUAGCACUAACUCAGUCCCAGAGCUUGCACCAGUCCCAAAUGCCUCAGCUACAAGCACCCCACCCUCAGCCACCUCCUCCACAGCAGCAGACAUCACUCCACUAUGCCAAGCCCUCUCCUUUUUUCAUGGACCCCAUCUACAGCAGGGUGGAGAAGAGGAAGCUAAUAGACCCAGUAGGGGCUCUAAAGGACAAGUACCUGAGGCCUGCACCACUACUUUUCCAUCCUCAGGUGUCUGCAAUGGAAAACAUGACCGAGAAGAUAGAUAGUUUUAGGACUCUGAAACUGGAUGCUUCCAGUUCCCUCCAGCACACUUCACACCCCCUUUUUAACUUCCGUUCCCCACCGCCCUCUCUCUCUGAUGCUAUCUUGCGCAAAGGCAAGGAGCGAUACACCUGCAGGUACUGUGGGAAAAUCUUUCCGAGGUCAGCUAAUCUUACAAGGCACUUACGAACACACACCGGAGAGCAACCCUACAGGUGUAAAUAUUGUGACCGUUCAUUCAGCAUCUCCUCCAACCUACAACGACAUGUUAGAAACAUUCACAACAAGGAAAAACCUUUCAAGUGUCACCUCUGCAAUCGCUGCUUCGGUCAACAGACCAAUCUGGACCGGCAUUUAAAGAAACAUGAACAUGAAAAUAUUCCAGUGAGUCAGCAGUCUGGUGGGAUUCUCUCAAAUUUAGGAAUGAAUAUUUCCUCACCAAACUCUGAGUCUGACAAUCAUGCCCUUUUAGAUGAAAAGGAGGACUCAUAUUUCUCAGAAAUUAGAAAUUUCAUCUCAAAUAGUGAGCUGAACCAAGCCUGUACCUCCUCAGAGAAAAGGGCAGAGCCAGCAGAGGACAAUUCUCACGCAGCCUCCAAACAAGAUGAAGAAGAAGAGGAGAUGGAGGGAGAUGAUGAAGAAGAGGAUGGUUCUUUAACCGAAAAGUCACAAGACGAGACUGCUUGUCUAGUCACUAUGGUGCAGGGCACUUAUGAGGAUGACGAAGAAGCAACAUCACUCCCUAUGUCUUACGAACAUACGCGCAGGUGUAUUGAGGAGGAUGCAGGCCUAUUAGAUCUGGAACCUCUGCCUGGUUUCCCCAAAGGCAUGGAAUUCCAUAAGGCUGGCGAGGAGCCAUAUGAUAUUAAAGACAUUUUUAGCACCUCAGUAGAGUCGGAGGCUCUGAAAGAAACACUAUUCAGGCAGGCUAAAACCCAGGCUUAUGCAAUGAUGCUCUCUCUAUCUGAAAACAACAACCUGCAUGCAUCCUCACAGAACUCUUUGGAUGCUUGGCUCAACAUGGGAGGAGGCUCAUCGGAAACAAGCUCCUUUCACCCCCUCAACAACAUCUAAAACAAAAGAGGGAUCAGAAUGGUCAGAGGGAGAAACCAGUGUUGCCACAUAGAUAAACUACCAAUAUGUGUGUAAAGAGGCAUGAGCUGCAGAGGUAGCACUUCAUAUUGUUGAGUGAAACAGACACGAGCACCAAUCACAGUAGAUGGGAGAUAUUCAUUCCACAGCUGUAAACAAGUAUGACAUCACUGAUCACCAGACAUAGAGCAUAUUUUUCUGUUUGCAACUAGCUACUAUAGUUCUCCAUAGGAGCUCAAGAGGAGACAUAUGAAUAAUUCUAGAAUCUCCUCUCCACCUCAUUGUCAAUUAUAUGAAUAUAACACAGACUGUUCUUGAGGCUGUAUUUUUUGUAACAUUCCCAAGGACCCUGGUUUGAGUCCAGACUGACUAGGAUCCUUUAUGUGUGGAGUUUGCCUGGUCCUUCUGUGCUGCUGUGGGUUUUCUCCAAAUACUCGACUGCAUUGCCAAUAUGCCAACAUGCCAAUCAUGGUUAAAUUGGAUAUUCUAAAUUACCCAGGUGUGAGUGUAGGUCACCGAGACAAGGUCCAGCUUGUGAAUGGAUGUUCCUGAAGAGUCAUGAGCAAGGAUGGGUAGACAGGGUAGUUAAUAUGUUUCUUUUAUUAGAUUUUACCAGAUGUUAUACAGCAUUCCUUUCUCAAAUUCGUGUACUCUAGUGAUUUACUGUUACAAAGGUUUUAGAUUAUUAAACAUCAAUAUAAGCACUUAUACAACCAUUUUCUAACUUACCCUAAAAAAAUUACUGUUGUCAAAAAUGUAUCAAAAAGGUAUAUGCUGGAAAUCAUUUGGAAACCUGUGUCAUUUUUACAAGCCCACAAAAUUAUUUUCACAUCCCUUCAAGUAACAUAUUGUAAAAGCCUUAUGCUGCUCAGAGUGCAUAGCAUUACUGUUAUUGUAAUAAUUGUUAUGCUUAGUAUUUUAGCCUUUAGUCCAAAAGUGUGUUUUUACGAGUUUAAUUAUUCUCCAGUGAUGGCAAUUGGAUUAUCUUUUCCCCCUUUUUAAUUUAGUCAUAUUAUCCUUCGAUAAAUGUUUUCCUCUGUAAACAGUAUUGUUUCUUUUCAAGCAUAUCUGUGCUUAAAUGGUAAUAUAAUUCUUUAGUGAAGGACCAAAUUUGUACAAUAUUAAUGUGUGAUGUACAAAAUAAGUUAACAUUUUGAGUGUUGUGUGCCAAAUAACUCUUUUUUUUUUUGACAAUCAUUUUUCCCUUUGUGGUCAUCACUGUCAGCAGUUACUGAUCUGUUGUUUCCUACUUACAUUUGAUGAGUGUUUAUUUAUAUUUCUUUUGAAUAUUUUAAUGACAAAAAUGAAGAAACAUGUUUCGUCAACUGUUUGAAACAAAUGAAAUUACUGAAAUGUCAUAAAGAUUUUGAAUUAGUUGUUUUUUCAAUAUAGAGAAAUGGGUUUGCCAAAAUCUAAAAUUACAAAGCAAUGCAUUUAAUUUAUUAGCACAUAAUCUUGACACCAACUGUUCCACCAUUUAGCAAUGUAAGGUGAUGAAAAUGGCGUGGUGUAUUAAAACGAAUGUUUCUAUAAAAACAUUGGAUAACUCAAAAUGGGACAUUACACAUUUUACCACAUAGUCAAAUUGAAACGAAUUACCAAGGAUCUUGGGGUUUAAACUGCAUGAUUCCCAUUUGGAUGAGAAGAGCCAUAGAGUACUGUACUCAUUACAUUAUAAAUAUCACACAUGCUUGUUUGUGUCACAGAAGAGACUCCACAAGUAACAGGUGAGCAGCAACAUUUAACAUCAAUGUAGAGGUUUCUUAGAGAUGCUCUGAUCCACAAACACACAUGUAAGCACUCGCCCAACUCUGAACUGUGAAGCCAGCGAAUGAAUUGUAAACAAUUGAUAAAUAUAAUGAAUGUGUGGAGUACAUUUCACUCCAUCAACCUUCUCUUGAAUGUCUUUUAGGGUCAUGAUUUUUUAUUUAUUCAUGUUUUUACUUUUAAUCUUACUCUACUCAUAGAUUAUUGUUUUUGAAGACUCCAUCUGCCACCCAGAAAGUGCCAUAUUGUUGGAAACACCUUUAUUGGCAUAACACAUACUAAUUUCUGCCUAGCUCUUACUAUCACUUACUGAGCUCCUGAUUUUAAUGUAGGUUUCUAGGAAAUGCUGGUUUUUACAAGCACUUUAGCAUAUAGUUCAAAACAGGUAUGUAAUGUAAAGUAAAAAAACAAGCUUUGUUGGAAUUCCAAACACAACAUUUGCUUGAUCACACAGUGGAAAAACUUGGAGCGGUGUAAUAUUUUAAUGUAACACCAGGCGGUGCUCUGUAUUACUGUAACUUGUAUAAUCUGUAUGUCCUUACUAUUAUUUACCCACACCCUUGUGUAAAAGCCUUGUUUGAUGCAUAAUAUGCUGGACAUGUAAUGGAAUUCAAAGUACUGAACAGGUCAUGUAACAUACUACUGUACUUAGGAAGCGCUGUAGGUGGUAAAGGAAUUGACCCACAUUGAACCCAUCAUGAACUAAUGGUCAAGAAUUAGCUUAAAAAUGUUAUUUUUAGCCCAUUGUUACAUUAUAGGCAAGCAUAUAAUAUUAAAAACGUUAUGGUUUAUUAAAAAAAUGUAUAGUACUUAAAAAAUAAUCCCAUGUCUGAAAAUUCAUUUCGUUUCAAAAAGAUGGUGCUUGUUUAAUUUGAAUCUAAGUUAUAGAUUGCUUAUGCUUGUUUAAAAAAAUUGCAUGAAAAAUUGUGUUUUAAAGGUCCUAUCAGUGUCCAAUUGUGAAAUGUGUAUCUUAAAUUAAAAAGAAAACAAAAUAAAAACAAUCAAUUUGUAGGUGCACUUAUUGUUCAUGUGGUUUUGUUAGCAGGUUUCAGAUGUUUUUUUCUGCCUUACAAUGGGCAAAUGGUUAUUAAACUAAACAGUACUCUUGUGGGUGAGAAUAAAUGGCAAAAUGUAAGGAUUGUAGAAUAAUAAUGAAAUUCUAAAGUUCUUUUUUAAACUUGUGAUUACUGAAGAUGUAUUUCAUGAAGACAUGAUUCUGAUGUUAAUUCUGUAGAAUAGAAAUGUACACGAAAUGUAAUCUUUGCAAUGCUAUGAAUAAUUUAUACAUGAAAUUGAUAUGCAAUAAAAACCUG
Triplophysa rosa is the source of this 7032-nucleotide messenger RNA. RefSeq names its product PR domain containing 16 (gene prdm16). Gene Ontology annotation, molecular function: DNA-binding transcription factor activity; protein binding; RNA polymerase II cis-regulatory region sequence-specific DNA binding. The coding region runs from base 68 to 3934 and encodes 1288 amino acids. Lineage: Eukaryota; Metazoa; Chordata; Actinopteri; Cypriniformes; Nemacheilidae. Gene Ontology annotation, biological process: regulation of transcription by RNA polymerase II. The transcript has 17 exons. The record is from RefSeq and is a predicted model, not a curated record.